This is a messenger RNA of Penicillium verrucosum, 1422 nucleotides long. RefSeq names its product trehalose-6-phosphate synthase. The transcript is spliced from 5 exons. Gene Ontology annotation, biological process: cellular response to heat; trehalose biosynthetic process. NCBI's taxonomy places the organism in Eukaryota, Fungi, Ascomycota, Eurotiomycetes, Eurotiales, Aspergillaceae. Bases 1 to 1422 code for a protein of 473 amino acids. Gene Ontology annotation, cellular component: cytosol; alpha,alpha-trehalose-phosphate synthase complex (UDP-forming). The record is from RefSeq and is a predicted model, not a curated record. Gene Ontology annotation, molecular function: catalytic activity.
AUGGCGCCCUAUGCUCAAAACCAGCGGAGACUCAUAAUCGUCUCAAACCGCCUUCCACUUUCCGUCAAGCCCAAGGACGGCAGUUACGAGGCGGUUCCGUCCAGCGGGGGAUUGGUGACCGCUCUAAAGGGGUUGACCUUUUCCGACUAUCUGUGGCUAGGCUGGCCCGGGGUUGAUAUCAAUGAACGGGACAGAGAAAGUGUUGAUAAAGCCUUGGCCAAAGAAAAUGCCGCUGCAGUAUACUUAGAUGAGGGUUUAGCUCAGAGUCAUUACAAUGGAUUCUCCAAUGGUGUCUUAUGGCCCACGUUACAUUAUCAGUCGGAAGUGUCUUUCGACAAUGAGACGUGGGACGCGUACCAGCGCGUUAAUAAGAUCUUCGCUGAUCGAAUCAGUGAGGAGGCGGCGGAUGGUGACCUAAUAUGGGUACAUGAUUAUCACCUACUCCUGCUGCCACGUCUACUGCGUGAGCACCUACAUGCGCAGAACAAAAGAUGUCCUAUAGGAUAUUUUCUGCACACCCCUUUCCCAGCAGACGAUUUUUGGAGAGGCCUGCCUGUUCAGAAACAGUUGCUUGAUGGUGUCCUUGGUAGCGACCUCAUCGGCUUCCAUACCGAUGAGUAUAAGGCGAACUUUGCUGGUGCCUGCAGUUCACACGUUGGGGCGGAAGUUGAAGGCGGCAAUAUCCACUACAACGACCGUACUAUUAGCAUUGAUAAAUAUGUCGCGGGGAUUGAUUACCAGAGAUUUGCUGAUACAAUCGAUGAUCCUGGGGUUGAGGCUAAAAUCCAGGAGCUCGAGACCCAGUACAAGGAUAAAACGAUCAUAAUUGGCGUGGACCGCAUGGACUAUACAAAAGGAUUGCCUGAGAAAUUGGAGGGCUUCCGAGUCUUCCUCGAUCAACAUCCUGAAUACAGCGAAAAGGUUGUGUUAAUACAGAUCGCCAUUCCGAGUCGCGAAGAUGUCAAGAAGUACCAAGACUUGGAGGGAGAAGUGAGCAAGCUUGUGGGCCAAAUCACUGGCAAAUAUGCUACUCCCAAAUCGACACCAUUGCUCUACAUUCACCGCUCGGUUUCUUUUGCGGAGCUUACAGCUCUGUACUCUGUGUCUGACGUCUGUCUCCUCACUUCACGCCGGGACGGGAUGAACCUUGUUGCUUCCGAGUACGUCGCUUGCCAAGAGGCUCGACACGGUGUGUUGGUGCUCUCUGAGUUUGCCGGUGCAGCAGUCUUCAUGAAACACGGCAGUCUGUUGUUCAAUCCUGCUAAUGCAGAUGGCCUCUCGAAUGCACUUUACGAGGCUAUUACAAUGGGAAAGAAGGACAGGAAGAAGAUGUAUGAAGGGUUGCGGAGUUUUGUCACCACUAACACUAGUGCAAAAUGGACAGAGGCGUUCGUUGGAGAGCUUAUGAGACUGCAGAAAUAG